Molecule: messenger RNA, 4644 nt
Organism: Sclerotinia trifoliorum
Lineage: Eukaryota; Fungi; Ascomycota; Leotiomycetes; Helotiales; Sclerotiniaceae
Source: the annotation of a GenBank genome assembly
CCUCCGUCCUCUCUUGAAAUAUUGUCCUGUCUCUCAUUUUCAUGGUCAGCAGGGCAAAUUUAAGUGAAAGCUUGCAACACCACUAUAGACACACACUACUGUACGGUCACUGUACACUCAAAUGUGCUGUGCUGCACUGCACUUUUAGCGUCAUUCGUUAAGUUUCUACAGUCCGAACUCUUUCACCCCAAAUCAACUACCAUCUUUCUUAGACAUUUUCAACAAUUACCAGCAACUUUACAGAAAUUUGUCCCAUAGGACUUGAUUGUUUUGCUAACAACUUGACCCUCCGAUUUCGAUCUUAACUCCUAUUGCUUUCGCGGAACUCGAAACCUUCAAUAUCUAUCGACUGUACUUGCUCAAGAAGACCUGGUCGCGUCGCAAGUGGGAAUAAGCCCCUCCAGCAACACAUCCCCCACAAACAAUCAUUGUACCCACAUGAACAAUAUCUACCAUUGCUGUCGCAUGCAUCCUCAUUCUCAACUGCGACUUAUCGGAAUCUCAUUAGAAGAUUCUCUAUAUCGCUUAGCACGUUCGGAUCAACAAUAUACAUAGUUCCACUGAGUGCGAAAAGUGAACUUUGCUGCCUGUGUCUUUUCUCGGGAGAGUUGGACCUCUCGGUCCUUUGCGACGUCCAUUUUCGCUGGAGGUACCAUUCAUAUAUCAUCUGGACGAUUAGCAGACCUAAUCGAACAGCUCCAGUAUGUUGUCUGAUCAUCCUACCUCUUCAACUACACAACAAGCCUUUUCGAGCCCUCAGCCAGCGCCCAUACAACAAGCAUCGCCCCCAACAAAGCAGAGUUUAAAGAGCUGGUGGAAAACAUUUAGGCCUCCUGCAAAGACUCAGGAAUCAAGUGCUGGUGAGGACCCCUGAAUUUCCUUUUGUUGAGAGCCCAGAAAAAUAGUGAAGAUCUGGGACAUGCUCUCCAUAUAAUUUUGCCCCAUCUGCCAAGAAAUUUAUACCCUCUAUUCAAGAAGAGCCCGAUGGACAACGUUACAUCCAUAGUAGAUGGUAUUCCAGGAAUUGCAACGGAUACAAGGUCAAAAGCAGCAGAGGCGUCAACAACGACAAACAUAUUUCGUAUUUUCAACAAUAAAUACACAGUCUCUUCAAGGGUAUAUGUCUGGUAGUGUGGUUUAGCCAUCACCUUCCAGUAUAGUACCUGGAAAAAGAAUAGUUUUGGAUAGUUCUCAACCCGGUUCCAACCGCGAAACCAUGCAAACACAGUCAACCAGUGGCAUGAGAUGAAGAAAGGCAUGAGACGAAGAAAGAGAAGCUCUCUCAGCAGGAAUCCGUUGAAGGAUAUAGCAGCUAAGCAGCGUUCCAAAAUCCGUAUUCAUAACUACCAUCGAAAUCAUACAAACAUGCAAAUGACCCCUCAAAGCAGAAGUCAAAGCAGAAGUCAGAGCAGAAGUCAACAAUUGUUAAGUUUUUGUCGCUAUCGCCACAUCAAAUUCAUAUUUUGGAAAUCGGGCAACAGUGGUAAAAUCAAAACUGACCAAAGAAAUUCCAGAAUCCCAACCAACAGGUAUAUUUGGGGUACCUUUGCGACAGAGCAUUGCAUAUGCAAAUGUGGCUAUUUCCCUUGUCGAUGCCCAAGGGCAGAGCUACAUAUAUGGUUAUGUACCAAUAGUGGUUGCAAAGUGUGGAGUUUAUUUGAAAGAGAAAGGUGAGUUUUGUGCGUUGAUGUUUUAUUUAUCCUUAUACUUUGCAAUGGCUAAACCGAACAGCAACUAAUGUCGAGGGAAUCUUUCGUCUAAGUGGCUCGGAAAAGCGCAUCAAAGAACUGAAAACCAUCUUUGAUUCUCCUGAUCGAUAUGGAAAAGGUCUUGAUUGGGCUGGGUACACAGUUCAUGAUGCGGCAAACGUUUUACGCAGAUAUCUUAAUUUAUUACCAGAACCAAUUGUUCCGCUUGAUCUAUAUUCUCGAUUUAGAGAGCCUUUAAGAGGUCAUACUAUGGCAGCAGUUGGCGACAGUGAUGGGAGCCCGCAAUUUUCCGAUAAUUUCGAUGUUAAUAAGGCCAUCAUUACUUAUCAGCAACUCAUUACCGAAUUGCCUCCUUUGAACCGCCAGCUAUUGUUAUACAUCCUUGAUCUAUUGGCUGUGUUUGCCUCAAAAUCGGAUGAAAAUCGAAUGACGGCCGUCAACCUCGCAGCCAUCUUCCAGCCUGGUAUGCUUUCACAUCCUGAACACGAUAUGGCACCUGCAGAGUAUCGUCUUAGUCAAGACGUACUAAUUUUCUUGAUUGAGAAUCAAGAUCAUUUCCUAAUUGGUAUGAGAGGCACGGCAGCAGAUGAGCAAACUCUGAAUGAGGUUGAAAAUGGUGGUACCCCUCCCCCAGGAACUCCCACCACACCUAGUAGAUCGAAGGGCACAAUUGGUAGAUCCGCCUCAAAUGCCAGCGCUGGAGCUGAUAGUGUGCGCAAGUUUGGUGGCAUUCGACGUAACGUGUCUGUCUCCUCUCAUCAUUCACGGCAGUCAAAUGGUGCCCCUAGUCCGGCAAGCCCAGCUUAUGGCGUUACGCUCACUUCUUCACCUAGUGGGGGCAUCCAUCGAAGCAAUACUGUACCUUCUAAGAAGUCCCCUGGAUUGCCAUCUUCUCGAAUGAAUAAAAACUCUGGGCCACCCUCACCAACCCCGGCAGGGUUAACAACCAACCGCUCUAACCGACCCCGAGCUCUUUCACCCGGGCUCCCUACAUCUUCUGCCCAUCUGUUACCGUCAUCUCCGAGCUUAGCACUCAAUACCGCUACUGAAUCAAGUCUGGCCGAUACAGCUCACAUUGUGACCAGUCAAGAGCGGCUGAUCCCCGAAUCUAACGAGCGCUCUUCUGAAGUCUCUACUCCCUCUAGAAUUGUCUCAAACCUGUUCCAGCGAUCGCCAACGGAGGGUGCCGACAAGCGACAACCUAACAAACUAAGGAAAAAACGUCUUCCAGGAAGCUCAAAUCCUAGCGCUCAGAGUUCGACAAAUUCUUUGGAUGGGCGCUCAUCGUCAGUUUCGCCCGGCCUCCAUGCAUCUCGCGUCAAUCCUGACCACUCGGAUCAUCCGCGCCUGGAAAACCUCGCAGCUUUAAACCCGAUAUUAUCCAACACCCAAGCUACACCGCCUGCUAUGGACACCCCGCGGGCGGAACAACCUGCUCAUUUUACACCCAUGCGACCAGAGGAUCCACACCAUCCGUCAGAUAGAACACUAAGGCCCGUCAUAUCUCCUGUGUCUUCCUUACAUUCCCACUCAUCUUUCAACGAUCAGUCAGAUCUUGAUCACGGAGAAGAUCCAACUCUCGCUGAAGCGAGGGAUAAACGUUCAUUGUGGCGUAUGUCGCGGCGUAGGGAUGACUCAAAUACACUUGGAGCUGCACUCAGUCCAAAGAAAAACGGGUCGGAUAGCGGUGCUGGUGCAAGUUCAAGUUCUGUAGGCAGCUCAAACCGCCCUCGAAAGAGUUUCACUGGUGAUACUGUGCCUGUGGCCACCGACUCAGGAUUCCCCAGCGCUCAUAUCUAUUCUAGUAAUGAAAGUGGAUCUAUGGCGCUUGAGGAGAGGAGGGGGCCUUUAGGGUGGAUCAAGAGCAAGAUGCGGGAAAAACGGGAUGAAAGCAGGGACAAGGAGGCCGAGCGUGAACGAAAUAAGAGUCCACCCGGUGAUCGGCCAACUAACAUCAGCUCUUCCGCCCUAGCACCACGACGGAAGAGUACAGACGUUAAUAGAGGAGAAGAACCUGAACACGUCAACGGCCAUGAGCAUACACUACCUCGCCCCAAUAAUAAUCCAUAAUGAGACGGCUAGGCUAUUAUCACAUGAUUUCACAGCACAUUUUGAUUAACAUGGAGCCAAAACUAGUACAGCUCUGAAAUGCCUGUUGUUUAUUGGUUUAUAAAGAUCGCGGGUCCCAGAUCAUGACGCGUUUCUCUUCCCGUCUUCUGUUGUUUGCGUGCAUUUAAUUCUUUUGUGUUUGCGCUUCCAACUGGGACCCAUCUUAAUAAGUACCAAAGGAUUUUAAAUGGACGAUUGUGGCGGUUCGAGAUAUGGAAUUUGGAUUUGGGGUGUGUUUGGGUGCAGUGCCUCGUGGAAUCAAGGAUUUAUCAUCCUGUCACGGAGAUUCCCCCCUUCGGCGUCCUGUAUAGAAGGAUGGUAUAAAGAAGAAAGGAGAAAGGAGAAAGGGUAUAAAUGAGACUGCCAUGAAUUCGAUGAUUUGAUGAAUUACUGGCGCUGGGAAAGGAGUUUAUGUAUCAUGAAUGCUUUUACGAAAAACAAAAAUGAAUCGGGAUUUUAGCCUUCUGGGCUUUUGGGGAGUGGACAGGUUCUUAUAGGGUCAUUAGCAUGGGGAUGAGACGACGAAUCCAACGACGAUUGGCUUGAUAUGACUCUUAUGAUUGGGAUGGCUCGGACGAAGGGACGGGUUGGGUUUGGGGAAGAAUAGAUAGGGAAUCACGAAUAUAAGGAACGGGGAAGAUGGACAGAGAACUUUACGCUCUUCCUUUUUUGGUGUUAAGUUCGUCCGUUUGUUUGUGGUGAUGGGAGGCGAAGAAGGUGAUAUUGCGGAGACUAAGAUGGGACGAGACGUUCGAUUCUUUUGUAUGUAUUUUUGAAAUAAUUGUGAAUGAGUAAAUGGAAGGAUCGGGGCUUCUUAUAUAUACAU